AAAAAAAAAAAGAAAAAAAAAAAAGAAAAAUCUGGGGUUGGCCUCUAGAUUUGUGUGCGACAAGUUUAUAAAAAGAGCUUGACAUUUAUUUGCAUCGUCUGGCGUUUGGUAAUAAUAGGUGGCAUUAUGGUUUUAGUCACAAAGACUUUGCUCCAACAACAUACCCGGAUUUGCAUGGAAAAAAAGAGAAAGCAAGACGACACGCGUUGAGGAGUUUGUUUUAUACCGGCCGGCCGGCUCUCCGACGACCUCGAUGUCUGUCUCGGGUCCGCUGCUCGCUGAGCUGAUUUUCACAAGGCUGAAUUGUUUGACUUGGUGUGACGAGUGGAUUAUUCUUGUCUUUUCUUCUUCUUUUCCCCUCCCUAUUUUCCUCUAUGGCUUUUAUCUUUUCUUUUUUCUUCCAAUAUUUGAAUUGUGUUUUUAUUCUACUGUCGACGAUAUGGAUUUUGCUCAUUCGUCAGAUGAAAGUACAUGCUGUACCAAACAUUUCCGGAUACAGGAAUGGGGAGAGGGCGGAGAUUCUGGGGUUUUAACGAGUGUAAUAUGAGCGGCUAUAUGUCUUCUUUCUCUUCUCAUCGUCUUCUAUUUUCUCAGCGCCCCCUUUUUUCUAGGGGAAUUUGAUUUGCCCCCUAUUUUUUUCUUCUUAUCCCCCCUUAUCUUGUUCUACAGGUAGUUAAUUAGAGUAGUAAGUUGGAACAAGUUUGAUGGAUAAGGGCAUUUAGUUUGGACCUUUAGCCAAGGCACACACAACAAAAAAGGGCCUCGAGGCAGAGAGAUAGAUGAAUAAAGUAUCUGUGAAUAA
Messenger RNA from Trichoderma asperellum CBS 433.97, 802 nucleotides. The record is from RefSeq and is a predicted model, not a curated record. Lineage: Eukaryota; Fungi; Ascomycota; Sordariomycetes; Hypocreales; Hypocreaceae.